AUGUUUCGCAAUACCUACGAUUCAGACAACACAGUCUUCUCGCCGCAAGGCCGCCUUCAUCAGGUCGAGUAUGCCUUGGAGGCGGUAAAGCAGGGAUCUGCUGCUGUGGGUCUGCGAUCGAAGACGCAUUCUAUUUUGCUGGCUUUGAAGCGUUCGACUGGAGAGCUGGCCUCGUACCAGCAGAAGAUGUUCAGGAUAGACGAUCAUGUUGGGAUUGCUAUUGCUGGGCUGACCUCUGAUGCGCGUGUACUGAGCAACUUCAUGCGACAACAUGCCAUGUCUUCACGCAUGCUCUUCAAUCGACCGGUGCCCGUAAACCGAUUGGUCUCGGCUAUUGCUGAUAAGGCCCAAGUAAACACACAAGAGUACGGUCGACGACCUUAUGGUGUCGGUUUCCUUGUCAUAGGACAAGACCAAACGGGUCCCCAUUUAUACGAGUUCUCGCCCUCGGGUAAUUCAUACGAAUACUUCGCCAUGUCCAUCGGCGCGAGAAGUCAGAGCGCAAAAACGUAUCUCGAGAAGCAUUACAAGAGUUUCGCAGACUGCACUCUGGAGGAGCUGAUCAAACACGGGCUGCACGCAUUGCGGGAGACUUUGCAACAGGACAAAGAACUCACCAUCAACAACACCUCGAUCGGCAUUGUCGGUCCAUCAAGUGCACAUGAAGAGGCCGUUCCACCCGCUGGACCAUUCAGAAUUCUGGAGGGGGAGAAAAUCCAAGUCUUCUUAGACAGCAUGGUACCCAAAGACGCGCCAGCACCCACGACAACGGCUGGCGACGAAGAUGUUCAAAUGGCGGAGUAA
This is a messenger RNA of Pleurotus ostreatus (oyster mushroom), 804 nucleotides long. RefSeq lists its product as uncharacterized. The coding region runs from base 1 to 804 and encodes 267 amino acids. Lineage: Eukaryota; Fungi; Basidiomycota; Agaricomycetes; Agaricales; Pleurotaceae. Gene Ontology annotation, cellular component: proteasome core complex; nucleus; proteasome core complex, alpha-subunit complex. The transcript is spliced from 6 exons. Gene Ontology annotation, biological process: ubiquitin-dependent protein catabolic process. The record is from RefSeq and is a predicted model, not a curated record.